AUGGGCGAAUCAAUGGCAUUGGAUCUCACCAGAGAAAUUUCUGCCCCAACGAAAGCUUCUGGUGUUUUGGCCAAAGAAUACACGUUGGAUAUUCCAAGAAUACCUAGCGUGGAGCUACCAUUAAGGGUGUCAGGGUCGCAAGAAAGUGUGGUCAGGGCAAUCGAGAUGUGUGGUGGACUUACAAAAGUGAAGAAGGCCUUGAACGCUCAUAAAGACACACACGAUGGUUUAGAGCUGUUUCUGAACCACGAAGCGAAAAGAGACGGGCCAAAUACGUUUUUCAACGAGCAUCCAAUUGUUGGUAGGCUUGUUCCACAGCGUGAUGAGUCUAUUGUAAUGAAAGCUUCACUCCCUAGAGGUACACUUAAAGCCUGUGGUGGUGAUAUUCGCAAAGCCCUUGCCUCAGUACCGUCAAAUAGGCAGAAAGUUGUUCCUGUUGGGAUCAUAAAUAACACCAUCAGAUUUCGCGAAAUGUCAGAUUUCCAGGUCAGACUCGAUAAUGUACCUUCAGCUUGUGAAUUCAACGAAAGUAUAGCUUCCAGGGACUGGGACAGCAUUCAACAGUACGUGAACAGUAUCCCAGAUCAGGACCCUAGGCCUUUCGAAAACAUUAACAAUCUAAUGGUGAACCGGAGUUCUCAAAUCCCAAGCACAGAUUUCCAGCUGCCACCACCCCCAAGACUUUCCAUGGUUAAUAUCCCGUUCGUUUACAAAUUUCGAGGCAAUCCGUAUGCUACAAAAUCGUCAAGCGGAGAGUCGACCGUUAGGGGCACCUACCUUAAGAACUAUCAACAACUUGUGCACAGCUUUGGCGAAAAUGCCGAAAUUCCCACGACUGCACAUCCGUCUUUACAAGAGGACUACCAAAAAGCCAAAGUAACAGGCGUAUACCCUGGGAGUAAAAAGGACUCGAAAUUCUACGAGAAGUUAGAAAAAUGCAUAGCUAUCCUACAAGAAGCUUUUACAAGGAGACCCAUAUGGGUGAAACGCCACAUCGAUGGAUUGAUACCACAGGACCUUCAUGGAACACUAAAAAUUGCCCUAUCCUUAGUAUCCUAUCGGUUCACGAAGGGACCCUGGAGAAAUACUUACAUUAGAUUUGGUAUUGACCCACGCAGCUCUCCCGAGUAUGCUAUAUUUCAAACAGAGUAUUUCAAAGUGGAGGGCAGGCUUCAAAAGUCGCCGUUGGCUGCCAAAAAUAUUCCGGAGCCGCCAUCGAAAUACUACAGGAGCAAUAAAGUGGGAGGAAUCGACUCUCGAUUCUACUUUGAUGGCACGUAUGUGCCAUGGUAUCUCAUGCUUCAAAUUGACCUUCUCUUACAGGAACCAAAUAUAGCAGCAGUUGUAGCCGAUGCGACAUAUCUGGAUAAACCAACAGAAUUGACUGGAUGGCUCCAGGAACUAGAUUUGACUAAAAUAAGAAAGAUUGUCAAGUAUGAACUGGGCUGUCUUGUCCAAGGAAACGCGAUCUUCAACGAAUACAAGCUCAAAUUCUUCAGAAACAUGCUUUACACGAAAGAGUCUAUGAUGCAUAAUAAGGGAAAGAGUCCUGACGCGGAUGGCGACGUUGAAAUGACAAAUUCUAGUAGCACGUCUGAAGGAAAUGACGGAAAGGUGCCCAAGGACCAAGAAAACCAGGAAGACGAGGACGAAGAUAAUGGCGUCGAAGCCGGGGAACUGGAUGACGCGGUCUUGGAACAGGAGGAAGAAGAUGAAGAAGACGAAGAUGCGGAAUUUGGCGAUUUCGAAUCGGAAGCUCCUCAGAAUUCAGAUUCUGCCCGCCUUGGACCCGAUACCGACUCACUAAAUCCAGAUUUUGAUGUCACUACUGCUACGUUCAAGGAAAUAAUAGCUCAAAUCAGCCAAAGAGAUCCUGAAGCGGCUGCCAACCUUGCAAGAAACCUUGAUGGAUUUGUCUUGGAAUCAGAAUUGUGA
Lachancea lanzarotensis is the source of this 1935-nucleotide messenger RNA. RefSeq names its product LALA0S03e05798g1_1 (gene TFC1). The record is from RefSeq and is a predicted model, not a curated record. The transcript has a single exon. Gene Ontology annotation, cellular component: transcription factor TFIIIC complex. Lineage: Eukaryota; Fungi; Ascomycota; Saccharomycetes; Saccharomycetales; Saccharomycetaceae. The coding region runs from base 1 to 1935 and encodes 644 amino acids. Gene Ontology annotation, biological process: transcription initiation at RNA polymerase III promoter.